This is a messenger RNA of Fusarium pseudograminearum CS3096, 651 nucleotides long. RefSeq lists its product as uncharacterized. The transcript is spliced from 2 exons. Gene Ontology annotation, biological process: mitochondrial respiratory chain complex IV assembly. Bases 1 to 651 code for a protein of 216 amino acids. Gene Ontology annotation, cellular component: mitochondrial inner membrane. The record is from RefSeq and is a predicted model, not a curated record. Lineage: Eukaryota; Fungi; Ascomycota; Sordariomycetes; Hypocreales; Nectriaceae.
AUGUCGCAACAACUAGCGCUUCCUCGGCUUGUCCAAAGGAGGCUUGCGGCUGUCCUAAAAACUAGGACCGUCACAUUGAGGCCUGCUCAAAGACGAUGGUUAACUCCCGCGCCCAAGCCUGGUGAUGGGCCUAUGAUGUCGAGGAGGGCGGACAGAGAGCUUCCAGAUAUUUCUGAUGUAACAUUCCGCUGGCGCCGCACGUUCCCUAUCUUCCUCCUCAUCGUGGCUGCUUCAUCUGUCGCCAUCUUCAACUACCAAAAGAUGUCAUCGCCCGUCGUAUCGUCGACUCUCUACGCCCUACGAACCAAUUCCGAGGCCCGCGCUCUUCUUGGAGACGAGAUUUACUUCCGACAUCAGAUCCCUUGGAUCCAUGGCGAGAUGAACCAGUUGCACGGCCGCAUCGACAUCUGGUUCUCUGUGCGCGGCACAAAGGGCGAGGGCGUUAUGCGCUUUGCCAGCAACCGACCUACCAGCAAGGGAUUCUUCUCGACUACAGAAUGGAGUCUCACUAUGGAGGAUGGUACGAGGUUGGAUCUUCUCGACAGCGGCGAUCCUUUCAGGGCGCUCGUCGGUGGUGGGGGAGACGACUUGCCUCCAGUGGAGGAAGAUGCUCCUACGAGAGGAUUCCGAAAGCAAGUCGAAUACAAGUGA